AUGUCGCUACGCAUCGUCCCCUCGCACGAAAACGCCUCGUCAUUUUCCCCCGCGCACACCUCGUCGGCCCCCUCAGCGCCCGGCAUCCACGACACGCUGCGCCACGGCGUCGGCCCCUCGCCCUUUGAAGGGGCCGCUGCUGCCUCCACCACCAGCAAGCCCGUCUCGGCCCACCCGCUCGAGGCCCGCCUCAAGAACUGGGAGGCCACCCAGGACGCCCUUCGCAUGGAGUCGCUGCGCCGCACCUUUGGCAUCGCCGAGCCCGUCCGCCGCGGCAUGGAGCUCAAGAUUGUCCGUGGCGGCGAGUGGCGCCCCAUGGCCCUCGGUGGUGCCGCCGCCGGCCUUCCCAGCGUCCACGAGGAUAUCCUGCGGGGCAGGGAGGACACGAUUACCUGGGAGGACGUGUUUACCGGCGACGAGACUAGGCCCGUGGCUGGCUUCCACGACGAGAUGGAAAAGAAGCUCAAGAUACAGUAA
This is a messenger RNA of Hirsutella rhossiliensis, 477 nucleotides long. Its product is annotated as proteasome maturation factor UMP1 domain-containing protein. The record is from RefSeq and is a predicted model, not a curated record. The transcript has 2 exons. Bases 1 to 477 code for a protein of 158 amino acids. Gene Ontology annotation, biological process: proteasome assembly. Gene Ontology annotation, cellular component: nucleus; cytoplasm. Lineage: Eukaryota; Fungi; Ascomycota; Sordariomycetes; Hypocreales; Ophiocordycipitaceae.